AUGGCUCCUUCAUUUCAGACCGAGGGCAUGCUAGUAACCGAAGCAAAUGCAGAAGCGACAGGACCAUCAGGAGCAGCUUCCAGCCAUUCUUGUUACAUACAGAAAAAUGCCCUCCCAGCGGUACUUGACGUCAAUACUGCGAACUUUGAAGAGAUAAAAAAGAGCGAUCAGGUUGUGGUUGUGGCCUACCUGUCACCAGAUGACAAACGAACCAAGGUCAUAUUCGCUUCCUUUGUCGACAAAUACCAGGGUCAGUUUGUCUUCGGAACCUCAUAUGAUGCUGCGCUUGCACGGAAAGAAGGCGUCGACCGACCGUCCGUUGUUGUUUAUAAGGCCUUUGACGAGCGAAGGGCGAUUUAUCCUAACGGUAGAGAGUUUGAUGGUCUUGAUAACUGGUUCAAGAUCACUAGUAAACCGUUGAUCGGAGAGAUUGAUGAGGACACAUAUCUAGUGUACAAAGAGGUAUAA
Messenger RNA from Aspergillus melleus, 468 nucleotides. RefSeq names its product protein disulfide-isomerase precursor. The record is from RefSeq and is a predicted model, not a curated record. Bases 1 to 468 code for a protein of 155 amino acids. The transcript has a single exon. Lineage: Eukaryota; Fungi; Ascomycota; Eurotiomycetes; Eurotiales; Aspergillaceae.